GGACAGAGCUUUUCUCAGACAUUCAGCGCUGAAUUGAUCGGCUCUAGUCGAUUAGUAUCCUGUAGUCCAAAAUACUGGCGGAUCUGGACGGAGACAAUUUCGUGUUCUGAUCUCUUUAAAAAAAAACAUUUCUAGUAAUUUCUACUAUUUCUAAAGAAAAAGGGGGCUAUUUCCUUCCUCCCUCCCCAUCCAUCCAUUCUUCCAUCUUUCCCUCCUCUAAGGGCCGCUGGACGGAUAGCCGAGGAGGCCGUGGAGCGCACUUUUUCAGUUAGGGGAGAAAGAGGACGAGCAGGACUCUGUUUUUUCCAGCGGGCAGAGGCACUCUGCGGGGAGGGGUUGGUGUUCGACUUUCACGGCUUCUGCACUGCGCUCGACCCGCUUGUGGAGAUCACGAUGACUGGUGGCGAGACACCGGAGCGGUGGCGGAUGCUCCCCACUCUGCUAUGGUGAUGUUGCCCGCGUCCAAAUGUCCCCUCCUCGGAUGAGACCACGUAUGAAUGGACGGCUGUGCAGGUGAUGGAGAGAAUAUGAUCAUUGUGUCGAGAGGGACAUCAUUGAAUUGUUGAUUCAGCUCUAAUAUUACUCUACAAUACAUUACAAACCACGACGGAUUUAAAUUAAAGAUGAUUAUUGAAUGCAAAUAAGAAAAAUCAACAAAUGUCACAUUUAUCCUUUUCGUGUUUAAGGAUGCCAGUUCAUCUUUGCGCGCGUGUAAAGCGAGUGUGAGGUGGCGGGAGACAAAUUCGCCAGUGUACCAAACAUUGCGGAUGUUACAAAAUAAAUAACUAAUUAUAGAUUUUAGCUCUUUUUUUCCAACAUGUUUUGGUGUCUGAAACGUACCAUGGCAAUUACGACCAACAUGCCUGGUUGAGGGGAAACACUUGGUGGAUUUAUUUUCCUUUAAAAAAAAAAAUUUGAUAAUCUGAUUGAUUUUAAUAUUGUGCUGUGGUCAUGAUGACAAUACAACAUUUUAUCUUCAAGCGAAGCACAAGGGGCAUCUGACGAGCCUAUCGCACCGUGGAAAUGGUUCGGGAGAAAACGAUGGAGCAGCCAUGGAGAACAUGAAACAUUUAUACUAACUCAUCUUGGAAUGUCCCCAAUCUGAUAUCCCCAAUAUCUCAACAGAGCCUUACUCUUCUUUUUUGGACAUCUAAAAACGACCUGAAGAAGAAUUGUGAAUCCUACUGCACUGAUAGUCGUGCAACAAGCCAAGCUAUCCACCCCACCCCCACCCCCACCACACGUUGCAUUUGUUUUACACCCGAGAGACCAAAGCAUAGAUGGCGUCUUCAUCUUGUAAAGGCCGCACCAUAUAGGCUUACCGCCCGGCAACUCUCCCCCUAUGCAGGUGGAAGAAGCAGAAUAAAACAGUUGAGUGUCUGAGCAGUCCGCAGGCAGAUGGGAUGUAAUGUUGUGUGGUCGUGCUGAGCAUUCGCCUCCUUCUCAGCUACAGCUGCUUUGUAAAGAUUUGGUGUCCAGAGAAUGGCGCGGUUCGAAAACGAGAUGCCGUCCAGGUAUGGCGGCGGCCACGGCCAUGGACCAGGACAUGGACCUGGAGGCCCUGGCCGCGGCGGCAGCCGGCAGGGCGGCCCGCCUGGAGGCCCCGGGGGACAGCGGGUCUACAAGCAGUCCAUGGCGCAGAGAGCCCGGACCAUGGCCCUGUACAACCCCAUCCCGGUGCGUCAGAACUGCUUCACCGUCAACCGCUCGCUGUUCAUCUUCAGCGAGGAUAACUUUGUGAGAAAAUACGCCAAAAAGAUUACAGAAUGGCCUCCGUUUGAGUGGUUGAUCCUGGCCACCAUCUGUGCCAACUGUAUUGUCCUGGCUCUGGAGCAACAUCUGCCUGAUGGAGACAAGACUCCUCUGUCUGAACGCCUGGAUGACACUGAGCCCUACUUCAUAGGGAUCUUCUGUUUUGAGUCAGGCAUUAAGAUCCUGGCUCUAGGAUUUGCCUUCCAUAAGAACUCCUACAUAAGGAACGGAUGGAAUGCCAUGGACUUCGUAGUAGUAUGCACAGGGAUUCUGUCUACAGUGGGAUCGGACUUCGAUUUGCGGACUCUGAGAGCGGUCCGUGUGCUGAGACCCCUCAAACUGGUGUCUGGGAUACCCAGCCUCCAGGUGGUCCUCAAGUCCAUCAUGAAGGCUAUGAUUCCACUGCUGCAGAUCGGCCUGUUGCUAUUCUUCGCCAUCCUCAUGUUCGCUAUCAUCGGCCUGGAGUUCUACAUGGGCAAAUUCCAUACUACCUGCUUCGACAUUCACACAGAUGAGAUUCGUGAGGAAGUUCCGUGUGGGACCGAAGCCCCGUCGAGACUAUGUCCAAACGGGACCACGUGUCGAAAGUAUUGGCUGGGUCCUAACUACGGCAUCACCCAGUUUGACAACAUUCUGUUUGCCGUGCUAACAGUCUUCCAAUGUAUUACCAUGGAGGGAUGGACUGACCUGCUCUACUAUAGCAAUGAUGCCUCAGGGAGCGCGUGGAACUGGAUGUACUUCAUUCCCCUCAUCAUCAUCGGCUCUUUCUUCAUGUUGAACCUGGUCCUGGGUGUACUGUCUGGGGAGUUUGCCAAAGAGAGAGAGCGAGUGGAGAACAGGAGUGAGUUUCUAAAGCUGAGGAGACAGCAGCAGAUAGAGAGAGAGCUCAAUGGAUACCUGGAAUGGAUUUGUAAAGCAGAAGAAGUGAUCUUAGCAGACGAUGAAGACCCUGAUGCCUUUGACGGCACCCGCAGGAGACCCACCAUCAAAAACCACAAGAACAAAACAGAUCUCCUUAACCCAGAGGAUGGGAAUGGAGACCUGGCAGUGGGUUCUCCAUUUGCGCGGGCCAGUCUGAAGAGUUCAAAGCUGGAGGGCUCUAACUUCCAUAAGAGGGAGCGUCGUCUGCGUUUCUUCAUCCGACGCAUUGUGAAGACCCCGUAUUUCUACUGGAGUGUACUGUGUCUGGUGGGACUUAACACCAUGUGUGUGGCUGUAGUACACUACGACCAGCCUGAACCACUCUCAGACUUCCUCUACUUUGCAGAGUUCGUCUUCUUGAGUAUCUUCAUGUCUGAGAUGGGUAUAAAGAUUUAUGGACUGGGGUCACAGCCUUACUUUCACUCCUCCUUUAACUGCUUUGACUGCAUUGUAAUAUGUGGCAGCAUAUUCGAGGUGCUGUGGGGUUUUAUCCAGCCUGGGACAUCCUUUGGUAUCAGUGUAUUACGAGCUCUAAGGUUACUGAGAAUCUUCAAAGUCACCAAGUACUGGGCGUCUUUGAGGAACCUGGUUGUAUCUCUGCUCAACUCCAUGAAAUCCAUUAUAAGCCUGCUCUUCCUCCUCUUCCUCUUUAUCGUCGUCUUCGCUCUGUUGGGCAUGCAACUCUUCGGAGGACAGUUUAAUUUUGAAUCUGGCACUCCCCCAACCAACUUUGAUACUUUCCCUGCAGCAAUAAUGACUGUGUUCCAGAUCCUGACCGGAGAAGACUGGAACAUGGUCAUGUAUGAUGGAAUAGAAUCUCAGGGAGGAGUCAACAACGGGAUGGUCUUCUCAGUCUUCUUCAUCGUGCUCACACUGACCGGGCAACACACUCUGCUGAAUGUGUUUUUGGCUAUUGCUGUGGACAAUCUGGCCAACGCACAGGAACUCACUAAGGACGAGCAGGAAGAGGAAGCCGCUUCCAAGAAAAAUGUUUUGCAAAAAGCCAAGGAGGUGGCCGAAGUCAGCCCCCAGUCUGCAGCCAACCUGUCCAUAGCGGCUAAGGAGCAGCAGAAGAACAAUAAGGGUGGUAAUAAGUCUGUGUGGGAACAGAGAACCAAGGAGCUGAGGAAACAGACUCUAAUGACCAGCAGAGAGGCCCUCUACAACGAACUGGACCCAGAGGACCGCUGGAAGGUGAACUACUCCCGCCACAUCCGUCCUGACAUGAAGACCCAUACAGACCGCCCUCUAGUGGUGGACCCCCAGGAGAACCGCAACAACAACACCAACAAGACCACCAAAGAGCCUGACCCCCGCCUCAGCCAGCAGCACGCUGACGAGCUGGUCCGCAAGCAGACACACGUCCACGAGAGAGGAGGUGGGGGAGGAGGAGGUGGGGGCUCAGGGUCUGGUUCAGGCCCUGGAAGGCCUUACGAUAGGGCAGACUCUACGGAGAGCCGCAGGAGCCGUAAGGAGAGCAAGGAGCACCAGGAACUCCAACACCAUCACUCCUCCCAUACCCGCCUAGAUGCAACGAUGCUGGGACAGAGUGGAGAGGAGAGGCCCCAGAGAAGGCACCACCACCCACGGGGCCAGGUGGGCUCAUCGGAGCACAGGAAACCCCGCCAGCACCGCAUGCCCCCAGAGGACGAAGAGGGUGGAGGUGGAGGAGGGGAAAGGCGACACAAGAGCAGGGGGACAGAAGGAGAAGGCGAGGGGGAGCAAGAAGGGGGUGAUGGAGGUGAGAGGAGGCAGAGACGGCAUCGCCAUGGCACUCAGUCAGGGUGUGAUGGUGAGGGGAAGAGGACGCGUCAACACCGCAGGAAGGAUGGUCCCAACCUGUCCACCACACGGCCCAUCCAGAAGAGCCUCUGUAGACAGGACAGCCAGUACAGCGAGGACAUGGAUAAUGUCAUGAACAGUAAAUUGGCCACCAGCCAGCCCCAGCUACCCCCAGGCUCCACCCAGCAGCCCUGCCCAGCCUCGGGUCUCCCCAGCCCAGCCAACCACAAUACUCCAGGCCCAGGCUUCGGCCCUGCAGGCCUCAACACUCACCUGACCAACAGCAGCUCCCACCUGGGCCUAGAUGGAAGCUUGGUUCCUGCAUACGGAAGUAGCACCCGGAUACCGGACCACACGGCAGUGGACAUACCACCCAUGUUUCCUUCCCACAACGCCAUAUUGCAGGUCAAUAAGAAUGCUAACACGGAGCCUCUGCCUAAGAAGGAGGAUAAGGAGGAUGAUGAUGAUGAGAAGGGUGAUGAAGAUGGACCCAAACCAAUGCCUCCCUAUAGCUCCAUGUUCAUCCUCUCUACCACCAACCCGUUCCGGAGACUAUGCCACUACAUUGUGACUCUGAAAUUCUUUGAGUUUGGUAUCCUGUCUACCAUCGCUAUGAGCAGUAUCGCCUUGGCAGCAGAAGACCCCGUCUGGCCAGAAUCACCUCGCAACAAUGUUCUGCGCUACUUUGACUAUGUGUUUACGGGAGUGUUCACCUUUGAGAUGUUGAUUAAGAUGGUGGAUCUGGGCCUGGUGUUGCACCAGGGCUCCUAUUUCCGUGACCUGUGGAACAUCCUGGACUUUAUAGUGGUUAGUGGUGCUCUGGUGGCCUUCGCCUUCACGGGAAGCAGUAAGGGGAAAGACAUCAGCACAAUCAAGUCUCUGAGGGUUCUGAGAGUGUUGCGACCUCUGAAGACUAUCAAGCGUCUUCCAAAGCUCAAGGCUGUGUUUGACUGUGUGGUCAACUCCCUGAAGAACGCUGUGUUUGACAUCCUCAUCGUCUACAUGCUCUUCAUGUUUAUUUUUGCUGUGGUGGACUGUGUUGUUGUGCAGCUGUUCAAAGGGAGAUUCUUCUACUGCACUCCAGAGUCCAAAGAGUUUGAACGCGAUUGCAGGGGCGAAUAUCUAGUCUAUGAGCGGAAUAAUGAAGUGAAGGCGCAGAAGCGGGAGUGGAAGAAGUACGAUUUCCACUACGACAACGUGCUUUGGGCCCUGCUCACCCUCUUCACCGUUUCUACCGGAGAGGGGUGGCCGCAGGUGCUGAAACAUUCAGUGGAUGCGACCUAUGAGAAUCAGGGCCCGAGCCCGGGGUACCGGAUGGAGAUGUCCAUCUUUUACGUGGUGUACUUCGUGGUCUUCCCCUUCUUCUUCGUCAAUAUCUUCGUAGCUCUCAUCAUCAUCACUUUCCAGGAGCAAGGAGACAAGAUGAUGGAGGAUUACAGUUUAGAGAAAAACGAGAGAGGCUGCAUAGACUUCGCCAUUAAUGCCAAACCGUUGACGCGACACAUGCCUAAGAACAAGCAAAGCUUCCAGUACCGCAUGUGGGAGUUUGUGGUGUCGCCGCCAUUCGAGUAUACAAUCAUGGCUAUGAUCGCGCUCAAUACUAUCGUACUGAUGAUGAAGUAUGACGGAGCCUCUCCGGCCUACGAGGCUGUGCUGGCCAACCUGAACAUCGUGUUCACCUCGCUGUUCUCCAUGGAGUGUGUGCUCAAGAUCAUCGCCUUUGGAGUGCUGAAUUACUUCAAAGAUGCCUGGAACAUUUUUGACUGUGUGACAGUCCUGGGCAGCAUUACAGAUAUUUUAGUGACUGAGCUCGGGAAUAACUUCAUCAACUUGAGUUUCCUGAGACUGUUCAGGGCUGCCAGGCUCAUCAAACUGCUCCGGCAGGGAGAGACCAUCCGCAUCCUGCUCUGGACCUUUGUUCAAUCCUUCAAGGCGCUGCCGUACGUGUGCCUGCUUAUCGGCAUGCUGUUCUUCAUCUAUGCCAUCAUCGGGAUGCAGCUGUUUGGGAACAUAGGGAUGGAGGAGGAAGAGGGGAGCGCCAUCAACGUGCACAACAACUUCAGGACUUUCUUCCAAGCUCUCAUGCUGCUCUUCAGGAGUGCCACGGGCGAGGCGUGGCAUGACAUCAUGCUGUCGUGUCUUGGAGGGAAGCUCUGUGAUCCUCUGGCAGGGAACACUGAACCAGAGUGUGGCAGCCAGUUUGCCUACCUCUACUUUGUGUCCUUCAUCUUCUUCUGCUCCUUCCUGAUGCUGAAUCUGUUCGUGGCUGUCAUCAUGGACAACUUUGAGUACCUGACCAGAGACUCCUCCAUCCUCGGCCCACAUCAUCUAGACGAGUAUGUCAGGAUAUGGGCUGAAUAUGACCAAGCAGCUUGCGGUCGCAUUCAUUAUAAGGAUAUGUACAGUUUAUUGCGAGUUAUCGACCCGCCUCUUGGCUUAGGAAAGAAAUGCCCCCAUAGAGUGGCCUGCAAGAGGCUGCUGCGGAUGGACCUCCCGGUCGCCGACGACAACUCAGUCCACUUCAACUCCACCCUGAUGGCCCUGAUCCGCACGGCGCUGGACAUCAAGAUCGCCAAGGGUACGGAAGGAGGUGUGGACAAACACCAGAUGGAUGCAGAGCUGAGGAAAGAGAUGAUGGCGAUUUGGCCCAAUCUCUCCCAGAAGACCCUGGACCUCUUAGUCACGCCACAUAAGUCAACAGACCUGACGGUGGGGAAGAUCUACGCUGCCAUGAUGAUCAUGGAGUACUACAGGCAGAGCAAGGCCAAGCGCUCUCAGGCGCGGCUAGAGGCGGAGCAGAAUCGAACGACAUUACUGUUUCAGCGUGUGGAGCCGUCCUCCCCCAUCCAGGACGGGCCUCUCAGCCUCCCUCCUACCCAACCGGCAGAUCCCAUCAACAGCCUACCGGUGGAGGGGGGGGUUCCAGAGAGCCAGUCGUGGGUGACAGUGCGGGCUCAGGAGAUGUCCCAGAGAGUAGGCAGCUGGAGUCCUGAGGGACAGCACUCUGAGGAUGGCCUGGACAGCAGGCAUAACUCGCAGACGGUAGAGAUGAGAGAGAUGGGGCGUGACGGUUACUCGGAUACCGAGCGCUUUCAGCCAAUGGAAGGCCACGGAAGGGCCGCUUCCAUGCCACGCCUUCCAGGCGACAACCAACGAAGGAAAGGGAGGCAGCGUGGAAAUAACCUCAGUACUAUAACAGAUAAUAGUCCUAUGAAGCGCUCGGCCUCCUCCCUUGGUCACAGUCGAUCUGGGAGGGGCCAGAGGGAAAGGGGAGGGGCCGAUGAUUAUGCAAUGGAGUAUGUGAUCCCCGAGGAGGGCGGAGCACCGAGGCACAGCCACCGACGCCGUGACCGAAGCCACCGGGCCUCCGAGCGGUCACUGUGUCGAUAUACAGACGCAGAUACAGGACUGGGCACAGACUUGAGCACCACCACUCAGUCAGGUGACCUGCCACCCAAGGAGAAGGACCGUGACCGCGACAGAGACCGCAGUAGGCAGAAAGACCGCAAACACCACCACCAUCACCACCACCAUCACAGCGGCUCUGUGGACAAGGAGCGCUACACACCAGACCGCGCCGACCGGGGGGGAGAGCACGGUGGUCACAGACAGCCCCGAGGAGACAGAGACCACGACCGGGAUAGGGAGCACGACCGUCGCUGGUCACGGUCACCCAGCGAGGGCAGAGAGUGCAUGACACACAGACAGGGCAGUAGUUCGGUGAGCGAAAGUCCCGCUCCCUCUACCUCGGGGACCAGUACCCCGAGACGAGGCCGUCGGCAACUCCCUCAGACCCCGGCAACGCCCCGCCCACACGUCACCUACUCUCCUGUUGUCCGUAAAGCCAUGGCCACACCUCCCGGAGCCCAGCCCCUGGGGCGCAAUUCCGCCCCCGCCCCUCACCGCUUCUCCCCUGAGCCCCCCCAGGGACCUCCCCCGCCCCACCAUGGCUCACCCAACCAAGCCUGCCACCCCCCUCCCCGCUGGGGGGACGGGGGAGGAGGAGGAGAGAGUGGGUCGCUGGAGGGCGACGGCUGCUUCUACAACCAGGACUACCAGGAUUACGACCGUGAGCACCACAAACCGCCUCCCUACGAGCAGAGCCCCACACAGGGCAACCCUCACAAACCUCACCCCCUCAACCACCCUACUCUCCCUGUGCUAAACCAUCCCCCAACCCCACAGCAGCAGCACCCUAUCAACCCGCACCCAAACAACCCCCACCCCAACAACCCCCACUCCCGCACCUCGCCCAGGACUUCCCGCCACGCGCCCCCACCCAACACCACCCCCACCCCCAAGGGCAGCAGCCACCCCCCACUCGACGUCUCCCCAACGGGUACCGCGCCUCUUCCCCCUCCUCGCAACACCACCACGGCCCCACCCACCCCGGGCCCCACAAGGUCCCCCCUCCCCAGCCUAGAGGGCCCCGCACUAAAGACCUGCACGAACCCUACAACAACACGGAUGAUAACAGGUGCUAGCCUCUGGAGACUAUGGCGGGAUGGAUGGAGGGAGGGAGGGCUCAACCACACUGUCUGAGUUAUCAGUCCCUACCUCCCAGCCCAGGAAAACACACAGCCAGAGCACUGAUCACCAUGAGACAGGGGAAACCAAGGCAUGAUUCUUUCUUUCCUUAUUUCCGUUUGUUUUUAUUUUUGUUUCUUCUGCUGCUCAGUGUUUCCCGGGGAUGGAGGGAGUGAGGAAGGGGUAGUUAGAAUAAAGGGAUGAGGAGGACCAAAUUAGUGAACAGGGUAUGGAGUACAAACCAAUUCCUUCUCCAAAAACUAUGGAACCCAGCUCAUCAGAUGCAAGGAGUUUUUCAAAAUGGAUGAUAUAGGGGACGGAUGCUUUUCUCAACGUAUCAUGAUGCUACGCCUCUGGAAACAAUAUUAAAAACCGCCACAACGACCAAGACGUCAUCACGUAAUCAACGCAAAAAACUAUGACAUUGCGGAGAACUAAGUGGAGUUGCGUUAGUUGCAAAAACAAACCACGAACCCCGAUGACGGGGAGAUAUUGAUGAGUUUUAUCAUCUGUGUUUACUCUUAAUAAUGACAUCAGUGAUGAUGAGCCUUCCACCUGAGUGCGGUGGGGGGAGUGGGGGACACACCGGGACACACACCCUAACUCUGAACGAGAGAGGGGGUAAUGUAGGUGGAAUCUAUCCAUUCCAACCCCCCAACCCCCCAAAAAAGAUUCCGCCCCAACCGAGUAGAGAAGAAACAUAAAAAAAGUGGAUGGUGAACAUAAAAAAAAGAGACUUAAAAACAAACAUUUUCUUCAGUAUUUCUUCUUCUACUCCUGCGGCUGCAACUUUUCCCCCUUCCUCUUCCUCUUCUUCUUCUUCGAAACAUUGAAGCUUGAUUCUUCUGUUGCACCCGCACAGCUUCGUUGGAACUUGCAGAGUUUAAAAAUCUGUGGAAUCCUGCAUGAUUGAUACAAAAAAAUGAUAACAAAGAGAAACUACCGUAAUGUGGGGGAAACUAUCCCUGGGUCCUUUCUAUAUUAGUCUGUGGGGUUCUCUCUUUUUCCUGUAAAUCCCUUUGUUUCUCUCUCUUCACCCUGAGGCGUCCCUCUCUCUCUCUCUCUCUCUCUCUCUCUCUCUCUCUCUCUCUCUCUCUCUCUCUCUCUCUCUC
Oncorhynchus gorbuscha (pink salmon) is the source of this 10094-nucleotide messenger RNA. RefSeq names its product voltage-dependent P/Q-type calcium channel subunit alpha-1A-like. Bases 1483 to 8997 code for a protein of 2504 amino acids. Gene Ontology annotation, molecular function: high voltage-gated calcium channel activity. Gene Ontology annotation, biological process: calcium ion import across plasma membrane; chemical synaptic transmission. Lineage: Eukaryota; Metazoa; Chordata; Actinopteri; Salmoniformes; Salmonidae. Gene Ontology annotation, cellular component: voltage-gated calcium channel complex; membrane; neuronal cell body. The transcript is spliced from 49 exons. The record is from RefSeq and is a predicted model, not a curated record.